Molecule: messenger RNA, 1491 nt
Organism: Aptenodytes forsteri (emperor penguin)
Lineage: Eukaryota; Metazoa; Chordata; Aves; Sphenisciformes; Spheniscidae
Gene: RABEPK
Product: Rab9 effector protein with kelch motifs
Exons: 4
Coding region: 112-927 (271 amino acids)
Molecular function (GO): protein binding
Source: RefSeq, a predicted model, not a curated record
GCGGGACGGGCCAGCCGCAAAGCUGCUGCCAGGCCCCUUCCUGGUGGCUGUUACUUGGGAAGGGGAGUGGAGCGUGUUUUCUGUCACCGUGUUGACUGCUUUGUUAAUCAAAUGUCUUCGUUAGAAAUAGGAACCUGGGAGAGUCCUGAAGUGAGUGGUGUUCAGCCGCUGCCCAGGACCUUUCACACAUCCUCAGCAGCUAUAGGAGACUGUCUGUACGUGUUUGGAGGGGGCGAUAAAGGAGCAGAACCUGUUACAGACCAGCGGCUUCACGUGUUUGACACAGCCACCUUGACCUGGUCCCAGCCAGCUACUCAUGGUGACCCCCCCUCUCCUCGGCAUGGACACGUUGUGGUUGCAGUCGGGACCAAACUCUUCGUACACGGAGGUUUAGCUGGUGAUAUUUUUUACAAUGAUCUGUUCUGCAUUGAUAUAAAUGACAUGAGAUGGGUUAAGAUACCAGCCACUGGUGAUGUCCCAGGAGGACGGGCAUCCCACUCAUCAGCUGUGUUUAAAGACCACUUGUACAUUUUUGGUGGAAUAGGUCCAGAGGGGACACUAGAUACUACAUACAAGUAUCACACAGAGAAGCAGCAGUGGACACUUCUACAGUUUGAUUCCCCUCUGCCUGCUGGGAGACUGGACCACGCUAUGUGCGUUGUUCCCUGGCGGGCUGGCAAGCACGGAGACGCAGGAGCUGUCACCUGGGAAGACAAAGCUGGGAAAGAGGCAACUGUGUCAGCAGGUGACAAAGCUGACCCCCUCCACAACAGCCAGGAUGAGGGGUGCGCUGAAGACACAGUCAUGCAUCUACUACAGGAUGAGGGGUGCGCUGAAGACACAGUCGUGCAUCUACUGUUAGUAUUUGGUGGGAUGGACACACAGGGGGAAAUAUACAGAGACUGUGUUGUCAGUCUGAUCGAAUAGCAGAGCUGCGGUCCUGCACAGCACCGCCCUUUUCUACAGGUUUUAUAGUACUGUCAGAUUAAGUUAAUUCUCCUUUCCAAUAAACAAAUUCUUACCCUCAAACAGAUGGCACUGUGCUACCGCACCCCUGAGGUACAGGCGCUUUCUCUGUGCGCAGUCCUGCUGGCGGCGGGUACAGCAUUCCCUGGGGCAGGCAGCUGCUGCUGCAGAAAGGCUCCAGCUGCUGUCGCUUGACCACAGGUUGCUGGAGUGUGCCUGGACAGCUUUCAGCCCGAUGAAGCCUCACAUACUGUUGGCUACAGAAACACUUCCAUCUGCAAAGCCACAGUGUUACCUGGAAACAGAGUUUUGGGGGGGAUGAUUUGAGUUUUAGCUUUCACUGUUUUGAAAAAGAGUGAAUGAAAACCAGAAAAGUGUCCCCCACACCAGGGGAAAUGUAAAGUGCUAAGUGGUUUUAAGGAGGUAUUGGAGCAGGCACCACAAAAGCUCCUUCUGUACUCAGUUUAAUUAUCUAAUCCCAUGGCUUGGAUGAAAAUCAUGGAUCAAAUAAAAAGACUGAGUUCC